Synchiropus splendidus (mandarinfish) is the source of this 1471-nucleotide messenger RNA. Its product is annotated as alpha-2B adrenergic receptor. Gene Ontology annotation, cellular component: membrane. Gene Ontology annotation, molecular function: alpha2-adrenergic receptor activity. Bases 1 to 1413 code for a protein of 470 amino acids. NCBI's taxonomy places the organism in Eukaryota, Metazoa, Chordata, Actinopteri, Syngnathiformes, Callionymidae. The transcript has a single exon. Gene Ontology annotation, biological process: regulation of vasoconstriction; platelet activation; adenylate cyclase-activating adrenergic receptor signaling pathway. The record is from RefSeq and is a predicted model, not a curated record.
AUGGCAACAGCAGUGGACGCCCCGUGUCUGACAGAGCUUGCUGGACUUCCCAGUUGGAAUGCCAGCUUCGGGAUACAACCCUGCAACCGCAGCGCCCGUAACGGCGUCUACACACCGUCAGCCACUGCUGCCUUUGCCCUCGCCAUCACAUUCAUGAUGAUGAUCACCAUCGUGGGCAACAUCUUGGUCAUCAUCGCGGUCCUGACGUCCCGUUCUCUCAAAGGGCCUCAGAAUCUCUUCCUGGUGUCGCUGGCGGCUGCCGACAUCUUGGUGGCCACACUCAUCAUCCCCUUCUCCCUAGCUAAUGAGCUGCAGGGCUACUGGGCCUUCAGCGCCAUCUGGUGUGAGAUCUACCUGGCUCUAGACGUCCUCUUCUGCUCCUCCUCCAUCGUCCAUCUGUGUGCCAUCGCUCUGGACCGCUACCUGUCCAUCUCCAGGCCUGUGUCCUAUGGCCCCAAAAGAACAGCGUCAUGCAUCAAGGCAGCCAUUGUUGUGGUCUGGCUCAUCUCCGCUGUGAUCUCCUUCCCUCCGCUUCUCUCACUGGACAAGAGCGAGGCGGGCGAGGACAUGUGCGAGCUGAACGACGAGCGCUGGUACAUCCUGUACUCCAGCGUGGGCUCCUUCUUCGCGCCCUGCGUGAUCAUGAUCCUGGUCUACGUCCGUAUUUAUCAGAUCGCCAAGCAGCAUGCCCGCUGCCCCCUGGGCCACAAGUCCAAGUCUGAGGACAUCAGUGACGCCUUUAGGAAAUCCACUGAGCGGCAGAACGAUGAUGAAGCAAGUGCGAACAGCAGUCAGAAAGACAAGGUUCAGGACAGCCAAGUCGCUCAGAGAUGCGACCUGACAGGGUUCUCCUCCAGCCCAGUUCCCAAAAUCCCCCUGGUUGCUCUGAAGAAGAACCACGCCAGGAGACAAAGGUCCCAGUCAGAGGUACCGUCUGCUCACAGCUCCGGCUCAGAGGCCGACACCAAUGGUGGGAUGGAGGAGAACAAGGGGCUGUCCGAUCCCCCAGUGCGGAAAGGUCUCAAUGCUCAGAUGAAGAACUUGGCGGUUCGGUACAAGAGCACCAUGGCAACUUCGGCUGGGACCAGGCUGGUGAUAGGAACUUCCAGGACCCCUGGGAUGCUGACCACCCGCAGGAAAGCCCUGCUGAACCGGGAGAAGCGCUUCACCUUCGUGCUGGCCGUGGUGAUGGGCGUGUUCGUGAUGUGCUGGUUCCCCUUCUUCCUGUCCUACUCGCUGAAGGCCAUAUGUCCAGAGUCCUGCAGCAUCCCGGUCCCGCUCUUUAAGUUCUUCUUCUGGAUUGGCUACUGCAACUCUUGCCUGAACCCUGUCAUCUACACCAUCUUCAACAAGGACUUCCGCAAGGCCUUCAAAAGGAUCCUGUGCCGCAACACCAAAGGAACCUUCUUCUGAGAACCAGGAUGUGGACCUGGACCACAACCAGGAGAGUGUGCUCUGAGCUGAAUCAAUU